AUGCGACCAUUGCUUCUGUGCAAGGCAAAAGGAGAGCGAAGUCUGGGGGAAGAGGGUUUUUCUUAUAUAUAUAAGGAAUAAUAAAACCAGAAAGGCUAAUGCUUUGCCAUAAAAAUAGGGAUUAAUACAAUUAUUUAA
Messenger RNA from Hymenoscyphus albidus, 138 nucleotides. NCBI's taxonomy places the organism in Eukaryota, Fungi, Ascomycota, Leotiomycetes, Helotiales, Helotiaceae. The record is from the annotation of a GenBank genome assembly.